GCGGGAGCAGGGACACAGCACCGGGAGUGGGGGAGAUGGCAGCCCCGGUUCCGGUGUCGCUGCCCGAGCUGAUCCGUAAGAAGCGGGACGGGGAGAGGCUGGAGGAGGCCGAGAUCCAGAGCUUCGUCUGUGGGGUCACCCGCGGCACGGCCCAGGAGGGACAGAUCGGAGCGAUGCUGAUGGCGAUCCGGCUGCGGGGAAUGGAUGCGGGGGAGACCCUGGCACUGACUCGGGCCAUGGGGGGCUCGGGGCGCACUCUGGCCUGGCCCCCCGCCUGGGGGGGUCGCCUGGUGGACAAGCACUCCACGGGGGGAGUGGGCGACAAGGUCAGCCUGGCCCUGGCCCCUGCCCUGGCUGCCUGUGGCUGCAAGGUGCCAAUGAUCAGCGGGCGGGGGCUGGGGCACACCGGUGGCACCCUGGACAAGCUGGAGGCCAUCCCGGGGUUCCGCGUCCAACAGAGCCCUGAGGAGAUGCUAUCCAUCCUGGAGCGGGUGGGCUGCUGCAUCGUGGGGCAGAGCCAGGAGCUGGUACCGGCAGACCGGGUCCUGUACGGGCUGCGGGACGUCACCGCCACGGUGGACAGCCCCCCCCUCAUCACCGCCUCCAUCCUCAGUAAGAAAGUGGCCGAGGGGCUCUCGGCGCUGGUGCUGGAUGUGAAAUUCGGGGGGGCAGCGCUGUGCCCCACCCGCGAGAGUGCCCGCGAGCUGGCACAGAGCCUGGUGGCGGUGGGGGGGUGUCUGGGGGUCCGCACUUCAGCCGUGCUCAGCCGCAUGGAUUCACCGCUGGGACGGGCGGUGGGAUCCGCACUGGAGGUGCUGGAGGCGCUGGAAUGCCUGGGCGGGGGCGGCCCCCCCGACCUGCGGGACCUGGUGACAGCCCUGGGGGGGCUGCUGCUGUGGCAGUGUGGCUUGGCCAGAGGUCUCCAGCAGGGCCGGGAGCUGCUGGAGGGGUCUCUGGAUGACGGCUCAGCCCUGCGAACCUUCGAGGCCAUGCUGGGGGCCCAAGGGGUGCCCCCCAACACCGCCCACCAGCUCUGCCAUGGGACCCUCCCGCAGCGCCAGGAGAUCCUGGGACGGGCCCGGGUCUGCGAGGAGCUGGUGGCACCCCGGGGGGGGUGGGUACAGGGGGUGGACGCCCUGCCCCUCGCCCGUGUGCUUCACCAGCUGGGGGCCGGGCGGGUGCGGGACGGGGACCCCAUCGACGCCCGGGUAGGCGCCGAGGUGCUGGUGGUGGCGGGGCAGAGGCUGGAGGAAGGGGAGCCCUGGCUGAGGAUGCACCACGAGGGGACCCUGGGGGUCGGGGGGCGCCGGACCCUUGAAGCCGCCCUCCGCCUGCUCCCCGCACCGCCCCCGGUCCCCCCGCCGCUGGUGGCUGAGACCAUUCUGCCAAGCGACGCCCUCGGGACCCCCUGGGACCCCCCGGGUUCUCCCGGAGCUCCCCAGAACCCCCCGGGACCCCCCCAGGACCUCCCCUGA
Calypte anna (Anna's hummingbird) is the source of this 1475-nucleotide messenger RNA. It is a transcript of the gene TYMP, whose product is annotated as thymidine phosphorylase. Lineage: Eukaryota; Metazoa; Chordata; Aves; Apodiformes; Trochilidae. Bases 36 to 1475 code for a protein of 479 amino acids. Gene Ontology annotation, molecular function: pyrimidine-nucleoside phosphorylase activity; 1,4-alpha-oligoglucan phosphorylase activity. Gene Ontology annotation, cellular component: cytosol. Gene Ontology annotation, biological process: pyrimidine nucleobase metabolic process; pyrimidine nucleoside metabolic process. The record is from RefSeq and is a predicted model, not a curated record. The transcript is spliced from 10 exons.